This is a messenger RNA of Trypanosoma theileri, 1965 nucleotides long. RefSeq lists its product as uncharacterized. The record is from RefSeq and is a predicted model, not a curated record. The transcript has a single exon. NCBI's taxonomy places the organism in Eukaryota, Euglenozoa, Kinetoplastea, Trypanosomatida, Trypanosomatidae. The coding region runs from base 1 to 1965 and encodes 654 amino acids.
AUGAGUGGACGGCACGGGGACGAUGAUGAGAGCUCCGGCUCCGCGUAUAGUUUGCACAGCGACCGCUCCGACUACGCACAAUCAAAAACCCCGAGGCGGUGGCGCUCACGGGUGCUGAGCACAGAACAACAAACGAGAAGUGGAAUCGAAAAGGAAGAAAUGGAAGAAAAAGAAGAGAGAGAUAAGUAUACUCAGCAAGAACAAGAACAACAACAACAACAGGAAAUACAUAAGCACAAACACAAACAUGAGGGACGUGAGAAGGUUGAUUCACCAUUUCAAUCGCGAAGUCAGUCUCGAUCAAGCAGUUCAGUAUCUGCUAACACUUCCCACGAGGGAUCAGUAUUGUCAAAACCGCGUAGUCCAUAUCAAAGCUAUCAGACUUACUAUGGAGACGUCGUCGCGCAGGUAAUGCAAUCAGAAAUUUCAAGUGUUCCCAGUGACUCUUUAAGGGAUUGGGGAAGUUCUACUAAUCGUUUACCUGGAUGUUUAUUAGAUCCACAAACAGAGACUGUAAUGGAAGAAUCUAAUACUAUCAUACAAAGAGAUAAUAAGGUUAUAUCACCAUUAUUGCUUUUAACUGAUAAUCGUACUAACGUCUUACAUGAAGAUCCAGUAGCUGUAGAAAUGAAGGAUUUGAGUGAUGUAGUUUCUGAUUCAAAUAAUCUUCGAAUAGGUGAUAGUGCAUUAGAAAAUAAUAAUAAUAAUAAUAAUAAUAAUAAUAAUAAUAAUAAUAAUAAUAAUAAUAAUAAUAAUAAUAAUAAUAAUAUAGUGGAACGAAUGAAAUAUGAAACACCUGAAGAUCCACGUAAUCAUAUUAUUAACGUAAUUAUUAAUAGUCCUACUGGUAGUGUAACACUUCAGUCAAUUCGUGAAGCCUUGCAAUGGGAUGAACAAUUUGCGGCAACUAAUGGAACUGUUUUUGAUUACCUUCAAGGUUAUCAAUCAAUAUUUGCAGUAUCACCUGUAGAUGAUCGUGUAACACUACGACGCCCUUUACAGAGGACUAAAGGACGUCGUACUAUUAGAGGUCCGCGUGGUUAUCAUGCUAUCUCUAGUCGUAUUGGAAGUAUUAGUUAUAGUUAUGUAGCGAAUGCCUUUGAUUUAGAUGCUCUUGCUGCUAUUUACAAACGUCGUGGAUAUGAAGCUUCUAUUAUUUUUAAUGUAUUGCAUGUUUCAUCACAUCAUGUUUUUGAUUUAUUUUUAUUUCCAUACGGAGUUGUGGUAUGGUGGGGAUUAAACCGUCGAGAUCAUUGGAUAGUGGAAGAUGAUUUUUUAUCAUCUGGCUGUUCUUAUGUUAGUGAGGCAAUUAAAGAACGUUAUUCUCAAAAAAGUAUAGAUGAAUUAUUUCCUUUUUGGUGUUCUUAUGAAUUGGAUGAACAAUACGAUUCUAGUUCAGCUGCCACAAAAAAAGAUGCUCUUGAUAGGUUUGCUACUCAUCUCUGUUUUGAUCAUUAUCUUAUUCCAGAUGUGGCUCCACUUCGGACUCAAGUUAUGUUAACAGUAUCUUAUUCACUCGGUCGUACUGCGGUUGUUGAUUUUUUUGAUAGUAUGACACAGAAAUUACAAAAACAUGUCUUAUCAAUACCUUCUGAUAUUAGAGGACUUCUUGAUUAUUUUUCUACACGACGUCAAAUAGCACAUCUUGAAGGAGAAUUACAUUUAUCACUUGUAGCUAUUACCGCACUACGUGAUACACCUGAAUUCCUUUGGGAAAUGCCCUGGUUAGAUGAAUAUUAUGAACUUUCAGAGAGACAAAAUUCAUCUGAGCAACUUUUAUCUUGGUAUUGUGCCAAAAGUGAUGCUUUACUUCAACAAUUAGCAAAUAUUAAAAUACGACGUUUUCGACUUUUCAUGCUUGGAUCUGAUGUCUUUUUGAUUUUGCUUUUGGUAAUAGACGUUUGCUUUAUUAUGCUACGUUUCAUUCUAAGAUUGUACUUUCCCUUGGAUAAAUCGAUGGAGUAA